AGCCCUCAUCUUCGGUAGUGGCCGGAGAGUCGAACGACAGCAAAGUUAAAUAUGACCAUGUCGAUGUAUGUUUACGAACUGUCACCACACUUCAUCAACAGCCAUGGAACUUCAAUACACAGGACUGGCACAUACUAUACAGACAGCGGCAAUUGCUGCUUUGCUUUUCGCAGCAUGCGCCUUAUUACCGAAACUCAAUUACAGGUCGCACCUUGCGAAGCUGCCGGUCUUUGGCGGAUCGGCCAGUGGAGAGAAGCAACGCCAGGCGUAUCUCAACUCUGCGAAGAAGAUGUAUCUUGACGGAUAUGAGAAGUUCAAAGACUCUGUUUACCGCAUUGCUUCAUCUGACGGAGAAGACAAUGUUGUCAUCCCACUCGGUCUGCUGCCUGAGCUACGGAAGCUUCCCGAUGAUGUUCUUAGCUUUCCCAGAGCCGUCGACAAGACUAUGGAAACCAAAUACACGAAGAUCGACACGGAGUCGCAUUUGAUAAUGCACUCUGUUAGGUCAGAUCUCACUCCUGCUCUUGGUCGUAUGAACCCCAUCAUACGGCAAGAAGUCAACACCUGCGUCUCAAAGUAUUUGCCUGAAUGCAAUGACUGGACGGAAGUCACUAUCUACAAAACCAUAGUUGAUAUCGUUGCGCAAGUCUCCGGCCGUGUCUUUGUUGGAGCAGAGCUGUGUGAAGACCCUGAGUAUCUCGAUUGCGCAACAAACUACACACUGGACUUGAUCGACUCGGUCACUGCCAUCAAGAAAUUGCGACCCUGGCUUCGACCAUUCAUGGCACCACGAACGCCAGAAAUCCGCCGCCUGCGCCAGAGAGAGAGGAGGGCGACAGAGUAUCUUUACCCUCUUGUCAAGCAGAGACAGGAUGCUGCAAAAGACCCCAAUUGGGAGAAGCCGGACGAUAUGACACAAUGGAUGUUGGAUCGCAGCGCUGGCGACAACAUUCCUGUCGAGCAGUAUGCCAAAUGUCAGCUCAUCUUGAUCUUUGCUGCGAUCCACACGACCUCCCUUACAGCAACGAACAUCUUGUUUACAUUAGCAUCAACACCUGAGUACAUUGGUCCUCUGCGAGAAGAGAUCCGCAGUGUCAUCGUUGAGCAUGAUGGCAACAUCACUGCGAAAGCACUGCAGCAGAUGGAGAAGCUCGACAGCUAUAUGAAGGAAGUUAACCGAGUCUACACACCAGGCAUGACCUCAUUCACUCGUCGUGUUCUCAAAGGCAUUACCCUCUCCAAUGGCCAAUACAUCCCACCAGGUGUCAUCAUCGAAGUACCCUCUCAAGCCAUCUACAACGACUCGACAUACUACCCCGACAGCGAGAAGUUUGACGGCUUCCGGCACUACAAGCUGCGUCGGGGCGGUAGCACAACUGACCACGCGCGCAACCAGUUCGUCACUACGAAUGAGCAGAACCUUGCUUUUGGAUAUGGACGCCAUGCUUGCCCUGGCCGCUUCUUUGCGGCGAAUGAGAUCAAGAUGAUUGUUGCGAAGAUGAUUCUGGAUUAUGAUAUUAAGAUGCCAGAUGGGCUCACGGAGAGGUAUGCGCAGAUUGAGGUAGGGAGGUCUAGUUUGCCGAAUCCGACGAAGAAGUUGUUGUUUAAGAAGGUUGAU
This is a messenger RNA of Macroventuria anomochaeta, 1618 nucleotides long. RefSeq names its product cytochrome P450 monooxygenase-like protein. Lineage: Eukaryota; Fungi; Ascomycota; Dothideomycetes; Pleosporales; Didymellaceae. The annotation marks the transcript as partial. The record is from RefSeq and is a predicted model, not a curated record. The transcript is spliced from 5 exons. Gene Ontology annotation, molecular function: monooxygenase activity; iron ion binding; heme binding.